UUGGACGCACUCGUAGCUCACACACGCGCACGUUGAGGACCUAGCACUGCACAGCGAGAUUUGAAUCAACUUCAAGAAGCUGGGGUGUUGACCACAGCAAGCUAGGCAGAUCUGCCGCUAUUCGACAAAUGAUGAAACUUUGAGUACGCCUUCUCGCACUGACCUGACGCGCACUUCGUGGAGCGAGCCCAGAGAAAAGUCCCCUAGCGCCGGCGCAACUGCGCCGGUGCACGCAUUUACCAUGUUUAAUAGGGGUAACACGCGGGUGGAUGUAUCAUCGGAGCCAGGCACGAGCGGGCGCUACCCUGAGCGGAUGAUCGACCAACUACCAGCAAACUAUCCAUGCGCCAAGCUGAAGCUCGAUCAGUUCUUCCUACAAUGGCUGUCGGAGCACCAAGACCUGGUCUCCACGCUUGUAGAAGACAUACAGGCGGGGCGCCCCAUACACGCGCCCACAGCGCCAGUGGGGCCGUCCCCGCUAUCGCCCUCCACGGCGCACAUGAUCUUCGCCUCCACGCCGCCCAUCUCUCCAUCUAAAACGCGGUCACCCGGGACGCCACUGUCCCCGGCGCGGAGAUCCACCACAACGCUGGGCGGCAGCCAGAAGCGGGGGCCGCUCGUAUCCAUCCCGCAGUUCUACUUCCCCACGCAAAGCAGCAACGCCGGGCAGGGGUCCGACCCUGCCACGCGCGACUUCUUGCAGCGGGCGGAGGCGGCGUAUAAGACGGACGGCGGCGCGGCGGGCCUGGGUCAGAAGGCGUUUGUGAAGAUGAUGCAGGAGGUGUGCGAGCUGCCGUCCAUGGUGGCUUACUCGCUCUUCAAGCGGCUCACGGGCUGCGAGGCGGGCGAGGAGGAGGGCGCGGCGGUGCCGCGUGACACGUUCAUCAAGUUCUGGACGGGCCGGGGCUUGGUCACGGCGCCACCGCCCAAGCGGGCGUUCGACAGCCUGCGGCCGGACGGGCAGGACUACCUGACGUUUGCGGACUUCUGGCCCAUGAUGGAGUGCGUGCUGCGCUACCACCCCGGGCUGGAGUUCCUGGCGGAGACGCAAGAGUUCCAGCGGAAGUACGCGGAGACCGUCAUCCACCGCAUCUUCUACUCGCUCAACAAGUGCGGCAGCGGGCGGCUGACCUUCCGCGAGUUCCGCAGCGGCGAGCUGAUGGACGCGCUGUACGCGUUGGACCGGGAGAACGACAUCAACAAGAUCCUCAAGUUCUUCUCCUACGAGCACUUCUACGUCAUCUACUGCAAGUUCUGGGAGCUGGACCAGGACCACGACUUCCAGCUGGACAAGACAGACCUGGCGCACUACUCCAACUGCGCGCUCUCGUACGUCAUCGUGGACCGCAUCUUCGAGGAGGCGCCGCGCAAGUUUAAGGCAGGCACGCCGCCGGGCAAGAUGUGCUACGAGGACUUCGUGUGGUUCAUCCUGAGCGAGGAGGACAAAACCACUGACACCGCGCUCACCUACUGGUUCAGGUGCGUGGACCUGGACGGUGACGGCGUAAUCCGGCCGCGCGAGAUGUUGUACUUCUACGAGGAGCAGCUGCGGCGGCUGGAGGGCUGGAACCAGGAGCCGGUGCAGUUUGAGGACCUGCUGUGCCAGCUGCACGACAUGCUAUCGCCCGCCAAGGAGGGCGCCUUCACGUUGCGGGACCUCAAGCGCACCAAGCCGCAGUCGGGGCUGUUCUUCUCCUCGCUCUUCUCGCUGCACAAGUUCGUGGGCUUCGAGAAUCGCGACCCCUUUGCGCAGCGCGCCGAGGCCGCGGAGUUUACGGGCCUGUCUGAUUGGGACAAGUUUGCCAAGAUUGAGUACUUCAGGCUGGCGAGCGAGGACGACCAGCAGGACACCGCGGGAGGCGCCAUGGACACAGACGAGCAGAUCUGAGGCACUGCACGGUGAGGCCGCGGACGUCGGGGGGGGCGGUUGUUGCUCAGCAGUGCACGUGCGCAUACGGUGCAGGGCUUGGGGGCUAGGGCCGCGCUUGGAGGUACCGGUAGUGCGCGGAAGGUCGUGGGGCGCGGAAGGGCUGGCCUCCGGUACAACCGUGUGGCAUGCGGUGGAGUGGGUGUGGGUGGAGCGGUGGGUGCAGGGCGCAACUGAACGCGUUGGCUGUAGACUUUCAGGAGAUGUUCAAGGUCGUCAUGGGUGCGCCUGCCUAAUUCUUGCUAUGCCAUAAAUGGUUUUGGCGGAGGCAGGGCCUGAGGUUUGAGUGCUGGACCGGAACACGUCGCCUUUUCGGUGGGCGCGUGCCGGAGUGUGGGACAAGGGGGACAAACAGCACAAGCAAGACGUGGGUGUGCAGGUAGGUAGGUAGAGUUGCAUCUUGUUACCGUGCAGGGGGACGCCGAGUUGGUGUCGAGACAAAGAAGCUUUGACGGCAGCCAGCGCAGGUGGCAGUGGCAGGCAAGGUGGCAGGCCGUGGCGCCAUCUAACCGUUUUGAGCCCAGAAAAACGAGCUAGGGACGUCUGGGGACUGGACGUUGCUACUGGUGAUGUGCGCAUCACUGAUGUCGCCUGUAACCUUGAUUACAG
Messenger RNA from Chlamydomonas reinhardtii, 2536 nucleotides. RefSeq lists its product as uncharacterized. Gene Ontology annotation, molecular function: calcium ion binding; protein phosphatase regulator activity. The transcript has 13 exons. Gene Ontology annotation, biological process: protein dephosphorylation. Bases 242 to 1888 code for a protein of 548 amino acids. Lineage: Eukaryota; Viridiplantae; Chlorophyta; Chlorophyceae; Chlamydomonadales; Chlamydomonadaceae. Gene Ontology annotation, cellular component: protein phosphatase type 2A complex. The record is from RefSeq and is a predicted model, not a curated record.